UGUGUGUGCGUAUGUGUGUGUACAUGUGCACGUGAGUGUUAUAAGCUUGUUUGAAGUAAAAACAGUUUCAAAAAGGGCACUUGUAAAGUGAAAAACAUUUUUAAUCCAACCUCCCCUACUGAUACGAUGAGCGUGGGAGCAAGAAGAAUUAUUGAGAAAAGUUUUGCUUUAGUUCUAAGAAAGGACAAUAGAGAAACAAGGACAUUGUGAAAUUCGUCCAGGGAGGUGAAAGCCACUUGGUUUCACAUUACAUUAAGUCACUGGCAGUGCAGCCAAAAUCAGACCCACCUCGAAGACACGACCGAAGGACCUUGAGAAAACAUUGCCUGAAUUUUAGCUGAAUACCAGCUGUACAGAAUGAAUGGAGGAGUCCAGCGGCGUGUGGUGUCUAAAGAUGGCCACAACAACAUCCGUAUUGACAACGUCGAAGGCAUGGUGAAGCUCUACCUGCACGAUAUCUGGACCACAGUGGUGGACAUGAAGUGGCGCUACAAACUCACCCUCUUUGUGUCCACCUUCCUCACGACCUGGUUUUUCUUUGGCCUGCUUUUCUACCUCAUUGCAAUGGCAAAUAAUGACCUUAACAUUGAACAGGCAUCAAACCACACACCGUGUGUGAUGAAUGUGGCCACCUUAACUGGCGCAUACCUAUUCUCCCUUGAGUCACAGACCACCAUCGGCUAUGGCUUCCGCCACAUCUCAGAGGAGUGCCCACUUGCCAUCUUAACACUGGUGUUACAACUGGUGCUCACAGGCCUGGCUGAGAUCUUUGUAACUGGCGCCUUCCUGGCCAAGCUGGCACGGCCCAAGAAGCGGGCUGAGACGGUCAAGUUUAGCCAGUUGGCAUUGGUUUCCAAGCACAAGGGCCAGUUGUGUGUGAUGGUGCGUGUGGCCAACAUGCGUAAGAGCCCGCUGGUUCAGUGUCAGCUCUCAGGCAAGCUGCUUUCUUCCUAUGUGACUGAAGAGGGUGAGAAGAUCCAGCUCCACCAGGAGUCUGUGGACUUCCAGUUAGACUCCAACAAGCAGUGCCCUUUCCUUGUUCUGCCUCUUAUCUUCUACCAUGUGCUGGAUGAGAGCAGUCCUCUGGCCAGCCUCACUGCUGAAAACCUGAAGGUGAGUAACUUUGAACUGGUGGUCACCCUGAAUGCCACUAUGGAGUCCACAGCUUCCACCUGCCAAAGCCGUACUUCCUAUGUUCCACAAGAGUUCCGCUGGGGUUACGAGUUUAAGCCCCUUCUCUUUGGCACACAUGGGGGCAAGUAUGUCACAGACUUUAAAUAUUUUGAUGAGAUUCAGAUCAGCAAUGACACCUCGCUUCUACGGGAGCCAAGGAAUGAGAAACUCCUGCUAGAGGAUGAGUACCGUAAAGACUGUACAGAAGGAGAGAGCACUGAUAAAAAGGACAUAGGGCUGAGUUUCCCAAAGGCAUUGCAGCACAAAGAUCUCUGUUAAAUGAUAGCGCGAGCAUCACAAUGAACACUCUCUAUCCCAGUUUAGAUGAUCUUAACUGCAAUACUUUGGGGAAACUCAUGUUGUCAUGUACCAAGAUGGCACAUGAAAGUAGAACACAUAGAUUACAGAAGUUCCACACUGUCUGUCAAGGACCAACAUAUUAACGCAAAACAAAUCUGAAAUAAGUGAUUGUGCUGUUCAAAAUGUUACCUUACUCAGAAUACUAAGUUGAAUAUUAAUAGAGAAAUAUAUGGGAUCCAUUCCAUUGUUUGCUAAUCAUUCUGAGACAUUAUAAUCAUUCCCUCUCACAUAAACCCCAUCUUAAAAGUCAGCAGCCUGGCAAUAUGUCCAACACCACAUCCUCUUUAUCAUAUAGAUCAAAGUGAAUUAUAAAUUCACAGUUAUUUAUGUAUUCAUCAUAUUACAUGGACUUACAAAUAAUGCAUUAUAUAGUGAACGGAGUGUGGCUGCAACCAACAGAUAGAUUUUCAGGUUAAGUUACACCUACAAUAGCAGUAAAGGAGAUGAGAGUUAUUAAAAUUAAAUGAAUAGGCAUGGCUUACAAAAGGAUUAAAGCUUCAACAGAAUAUUAACAGAUAACCAUUACAGGACAGAACAUUUCUCUGGUGAUGCAGUGUGUGUAUUCUAUAUACAAUUGCUUGAUAAAAUGGAACAUCUUACUAGGGGGUUUGUUAUUUGUCAUUUAUAUUGUACAAAUUACAGCAUUCUAGAAGAAGAUGAAAAUGAAGAUAUUCAAAUAUGGCUAAAGGAAUUUUAGUUUCAUUUUAAACUUUAUUUUGGUUUUGAAAUAUUGUUUCUAUUUGCUGUAAUUCCUGGAUUAUUAUGACAUUGGAUGAUAUUCUUUUCUCCUCAUAAUGUUUCGAACAGUCUCAUGUUUCUAAAUUUGUUGUGGCAACAUAUGGACACAUGUUAAGCAUGCUUAGUAAGAGUGUCAUUCUAUUUACACAUACACACAUGCACACACACAUGCACACAGUUUCAAUUGACAUUAUUAUCAUAUUAUGUUUAUAUGCCUUAUUUAGUUUUUUUAGUUAUUUAAAAUGUAUAUGCAGUACAGUAGUUGGUAAUAUGUAACGAAUCCUCAGUACAAUUAUAUAAUAGAUGGAAAAUGUCAACAAUUAUUUAAUAGUGAAAAAUCAUUAAUCCAUUCACCAUUAAACUUUAUCAGUUUAUAGUAAUUCAGUACUUGAA
Pangasianodon hypophthalmus (striped catfish) is the source of this 2664-nucleotide messenger RNA. RefSeq names its product potassium inwardly rectifying channel subfamily J member 15 (gene kcnj15). The coding region runs from base 358 to 1452 and encodes 364 amino acids. Gene Ontology annotation, cellular component: plasma membrane. Gene Ontology annotation, molecular function: inward rectifier potassium channel activity. The transcript is spliced from 2 exons. Gene Ontology annotation, biological process: potassium ion import across plasma membrane; regulation of monoatomic ion transmembrane transport. The record is from RefSeq and is a predicted model, not a curated record. NCBI's taxonomy places the organism in Eukaryota, Metazoa, Chordata, Actinopteri, Siluriformes, Pangasiidae.